This is a messenger RNA of Punica granatum (pomegranate), 1289 nucleotides long. Lineage: Eukaryota; Viridiplantae; Streptophyta; Magnoliopsida; Myrtales; Lythraceae. The record is from RefSeq and is a predicted model, not a curated record.
GAAACUCCUCAACCCAUUUCCUCAUUCAAGAGAGAGAGAGAUAUCCAUAUGAUGGGGGCUCACCAUCAAACACCAUACCUUGAAUUCCCCGAAGACAUUGAACAGUUCGAGUCCUCCAGCUACUGGGUCCCUCUAUGUGCGCAGGUCAGGGAGGCCUGCGAGGCUCAUGGCUUCUUCCUCCUCCAAUACGAUAAGGUUGUCCCGAAAACCCUACGCAGGGACAUGCUCAGCGCCAUGAGGUCACUCUUCGACCUUCCCGACGAGACCAAGUGCCGGUACCAGAACCCCAAACCCUACCGAAGCUACUCUGGGAAGUGCCCUGUCGCCCCCCUCCACGAGAGCUUCGGGAUCGACGACCCCCAUAAGCUCGACGCUGCCCGAGACUUCACCGAUCUUAUGUGGCCCGAGGGCAACCCUGGUUUCUGCGAGACACUGCAUAGCAUAAAUUCAAAGAUACUUGAGUUGAACUCCUUGAUCAUGAAGAUGAUAUUCGAAAGCUUUGGGAUGGGCGGGGAAUUCAAGUCUCAUUUCCAGGAUAGUAGCACUGUAUUUCGAAUCAUGAAGUACCGGGUCCCGCCUCCUCCGAGCAUCAACGACCAAGGGGAUGGUUCUGCCAUCGGCCUAGUUGCCCACACGGACAAGAAUGACCUUACCAUCUUGUAUCAGAACGACGUGCAGGGACUCGAGGUGGUGCCGAGGGACGGAGAUGAUGAGUGGGUGAAGGUUAGGGUUCCUGAGGAUGCCUUCAUUGUCAUUGUUGGGGAUGCUCUUAAGGCAUGGAGCAACGGGAGGCUUCAUGCGGUGAAGCACAGGGUGGUCAUGAGCGGGGACAGGGACAGAUACUCCUGUGGCCUAUUUUCCAUCCCGAAGGAAGGCGCAAUGAUUAGGGUUCCGGCCAAGCUUGUCGACACCGACCACCCCCUCCGGUACCGGCCCUUCAAGUUCGAUGACUAUGUGACGUACUUUGUCUCCAACAGGAGGGAUGACGCCCUCGAGGUCUAUGCCGGCGUCUAAAAUUAUGAAUCUCGGACCGCCGAUGAUAUGGCCAUAAAAGCACGCGUAUCUCGAUUUUUGGCUGGAGUGAAAUUGCGCAUGUUUAAUUAAUUAGUUCUAUCUAUAUGUAAUUUUACGUUCACACAAAUUGAGAAUUUCAGUGACUUUUUAUGGGUGUAAUAUAUACUUUGGGUAGAUAUCUUAUGACUUCCUUGUAUUUUUCUUUCUUUUUUUCUUUUACAAGCUUUGUGAAAAAUGAAUUGAAAUAUAUCACACCCUCCCUUUUUCCUUUUCUG